Molecule: messenger RNA, 1036 nt
Organism: Bemisia tabaci
Lineage: Eukaryota; Metazoa; Arthropoda; Insecta; Hemiptera; Aleyrodidae
Molecular function (GO): oxidoreductase activity, acting on single donors with incorporation of molecular oxygen, incorporation of two atoms of oxygen; ferric iron binding
Source: RefSeq, a predicted model, not a curated record
GUUCGUUGUUGGGCAGUAGAGCGAAGCAAACCCUAAUAGACGCGUUCGUCAUCUAAGUAUGAACAACCACAAAAAGACAAUGAUCAUCAGAAUCCUCAAACAUCGCCGAUAGGAUUUUCAAGCGUGCAUCUGCAUUUCCUCAAAAAUUAUCAAAAUAACACCUGGUGGCAAAGACCCGAGAGAACAUAGCAACGAUAAGUAGAUGAAAAGAGAUAAAGGAAUGAUUCACAGAACCACUGAUUUUCGGCCUGAUUCUACGCGAGAGAAAAACCCCCUCUGGCCAUUGGUGUUGAUGGUUCGUGCGAUGACCAAUCGCCACUCUCUUCUGACACGGGCCGGAAUCGCCAUUCUCAUGACUGCAGUUGUAGUACCAAUCACAAGCGUAAGCGCAAAUUGCAACUGUCACGAUUGCGAACUAUCACCGGUUUCCAUCGAAGGUCCUUACUUCAUCGACUUGCACAAGAUCCGUAGCGACGUGCGAGAAAACACCACAGGUGUCAAUCUCGAAUUAAAGUUUCAGAUCGUCGAUAUCGAGACCUGCAGCGGCAUCGGCGGAGCUACCGUUGAAAUCUGGAGUUGCGAUGCACAAGGUUUCUACUCGGGGUACCUCGGAAGAAGCCCGGACGAAGUAGCGACGUCGGCCCGUCACCAGAUGCCGACCGACAACUCAACAUUCCUCCGCGGUGGGCAGGUUAGCGACGACGAGGGGUACGUCAGAUUCCUCACCAAGGUCCCCGGCUACUACGCGGGCCGGGCAAUCCACCUCCAUGUCUUGGUGUCUGUGCUAAAAUGGGACGUGUUCGUUGGUCAAAUGUACAUGCCUGAGGGUAUCAUCGAGCAUAUACUCCAGGAGCCUGCUUAUCAUCGAGAGCCGGACGCGCCCUCUCGCGUGAGAAACGAGGAGGACAUUUAUUUCGUUUCCUCGGGUGGCAAUAUGACGACGUUGCUGCCUACCGUGGCCUAUGAUGGUAGUCUCCAGGCUUCAUGCAGGCUUGGCGUUAAACUUAGAGCUAAGAGAGAAUAUUCCGCCAAUUAA